This is a messenger RNA of Gasterosteus aculeatus aculeatus (three-spined stickleback), 1785 nucleotides long. It is a transcript of the gene ufsp2, whose product is annotated as ufm1-specific peptidase 2. Gene Ontology annotation, molecular function: deUFMylase activity. The record is from RefSeq and is a predicted model, not a curated record. Lineage: Eukaryota; Metazoa; Chordata; Actinopteri; Perciformes; Gasterosteidae. Gene Ontology annotation, cellular component: nucleus; endoplasmic reticulum. Gene Ontology annotation, biological process: proteolysis.
GUCCAAUAGAAUGCAGCAGCCAGAGACACGUUGACCAGACUGUAACUGACAUGUCAGCCUCCUGCGACAACAGCUAACGUUAGCUUAGUAUUACUGGACUCCACUAUGGUUGUUUCGGACUCACUGUCUUCCGACAGAGGGACCAUCCUUCGUGUCAGAGGGCCGCUGGAGUUCAAAUGUCACUUAGUAAGCACAGAUGCACGGCACAUGCUCAAAGUCAUCUCAAGAACAUUUGAGACGCUUAAAUCUCAGGUCAAAUCUGAAUCCUGUGUUCUAACAGUCUGUGACAGUCCUGUUAUUAUUUGGCCAAACAAAGAUGUCUACAUAACACCUCAAGAAAUAACUCCAAACGCACCAUGUGAUGAUAUACUUAAAUGGAUUCAGUCAGAUGAACAAGAUCCAGCUGGCUUGAGAUCUGCAAAAAAGAAAAGCAAAAAAAGUUCAGCAGCAAGUGUGAUUAACCUUCGCCUGAUGAUGGAGGCGACAAAGACGGGCCCUCUUUCAGCCCCGAUCCUCAGCAGAACCGUCCAGAAAUCCCACUUCCUGUCUACAACUUUCCCUGUGGACUGCGUCGUCCGUACCACCGUUAAUGAAACAAUCAAAGAUGCCUUUGAGCGCCUGUUGAAGGCGCUGACUCAUCAGCUGUGUGAGAUGGAGAAAGUAACCUUGCAACACACAAAGGGGACCACGCUGCUGGUACCUGAACCGCUCCACUUCCUCCUGCCAGAGCCAAAAGGGCUAGUGACCGUGGUUUACCCUGCAGGAGUGCCUGACAGCCAACUGGAGGCACAGCGGAAGGAACUACAUCAACAGUUCGAGCUACCGGAUGACUGGCCCUAUUUUAGAAGAGCCAAUACUUACCACUUUCCUAAUGAGCCCUACAAAGAUGGUUACCUCCGAAACCCUCAUCUGGUCCUCACACAUCCCACGCUGGACAAUGGAAAGGUGUACUUGGUCCAGGGAACCUACAGCUAUCACCACUACAUGCAGGAUCACACGGAUGACAACGGCUGGGGCUGUGCUUAUCGCUCCCUCCAGACCAUCUGCUCCUGGUUCCAGCAGCAGGGCUACGUAGAGCGGGCCGUGCCCUCUCACAAAGAGACCCAACAGGCUUUAGUGGAUGUUGGAGACAAAAAGGCAUCCUUCGUGGGUUCACGCCAGUGGAUCGGAUCCAUUGAGGUUCAGGCUGUUCUGAACCAGCUGCUUGGGGUCACUUCCAAGAUCAUGUUUGUGAGUCAAGGCUCUGAGCUGGCAUCAAAAGGCAGAGAACUGGCCAACCACUUCCUUACUGAAGGGACCCCCAUCAUGAUUGGAGGUGGAGUUCUGGCUCACACUAUUCUAGGUGUUGCGUGGAGUGAGACCAGCGGGCAGAUCCGCUAUCUCAUCCUAGAUCCACAUUACACGGGAGCGGAGGACUUACAGGUCGUCACAGACAAGGGCUGGUGUGGCUGGAAAGGAACAGAUUUUUGGGAUCAAACUGCUUAUUAUAAUCUGUGUCUUCCUCUGAGGCCAAAGGUCUUCUGACCUCUCACAACUUUCAUCUGAUGUUUGUAAAACGUUCAAUAAUUGCAAAUUUGAGUAAUUCCUAUAAAAUAAUCUAGAAAAUGACUCAUGAGCUACGUAAAUCAUUGUUUAAGCAACAAUGGCACAGAAAGAGAUGGAGGUCAUUUGUUUUUGAAAAGACAAAUUGAUCACACCAUGUACUGUACUUUCUGUUCUAUUCUGUCUAUGACCAGUUGUCUACUGGAGCUCAUCAUACAAACAUAUAAACCCUGCACUAAUCUG